CAUCUGCUGAUUCACUCCUCAAGUGGCCCUACCAGCCAGGUUUAGGCCAACCUAAAGCCAGGAGCCCGAGAUCCCAUCUGGGUUCCCCACAUGGGUGGCAGGAACCCAAGCUUGAGAUAUCUACUGCCGCUUUCCCAAGCACAUUGGUAAGAAGCUGGAUUGGAAGUGGAGUAGCUGGGACUUGAACCAGGCACUCUGCUUAUGUGGGAAGAGGGUGCCAAGUAUCCACCCCAGAGGUUCCUUCUUAAAGGGCCAUCCAAGUAGCCUCCUCCACAGGGGACAAGCAAGUGGGACAGCUUGGGGGUCCAAGCAAGGCACACGAGCCUCUCACACUAGCUCCAGGGGCGCCCUGGGAGUCUCCCAGAGCAUUGGGUGGGAGGCACUGCACACCCAGGGCAUGAACAUUUGGAAAGUGGGGCUCCAGGGGCCUUCCUCCAGGGGCUCUUUUGCCCGCCAGGACUGCUGUGGCCCCCGACACCCUUCAGUCGCUUUCUCCAGAGAUCCUCCUGCUGACAUUUCCUCCUCUACAAAGCGACGACAAUGAUCAUGACAAGGAAAGCACUUUGCAGAAGGUUGGGCUCCUCUCCAUGCCCCAAAACCCUUGUGCACAGGCACAGUCGGGAGGCUGCGCGUGUGCGCCAGCAGUGGGGGCGGGGUGAGUGGCAGGGAGACUCGGGAGAUGCCAGUUCCCUCUCAACCCGGAGAGGCUGGACAAGAACCAAAGGAAGGAACUUCAACCCCCAAUUCCCCCAGACAACCCCUUCCCCUUCCUUUCUCUCAAAAUGACGACUUGGGGCCCAGCUUUCAUUCUGGCUGAGCAGCAGGCAAGAAGGGGAAGUAGGAAAGAUAAAUCCGGUCCCUGCCCUCCUCUGUGGGACCAGAAGUCCUCUCCAGGCACGCGAGCGCUGUCCCUGCCCACGGUCCUCUGGGUGACAGGCACAGGCACCAGGGACACUGCCCAGGGCUGGGCCACUGGGUGACCGCAGCACAGAGGCCAGGAUGGCCCUGUAAGGCAGUACGGGGCCCUGCUUCCUGGGCUCGGGUCACACAGCAAGGUGCCAGCGGCUCCCAGCCUGUCUGACUCCCCAGGAGAAGGAAGCCAGGCCUUGACCCCGUUGUGCCAGGGACACAGCCAGGGGGGUCCCCGGGGCCGUGUUUCCCAGCAGGCAGGCUGGCUAAGUUUGGGAAGCCUCUGGCCACCCCCAGCCAGGUCUGGGCUGGUUCCUGCCUCUGCAGGCUGUAGGUGGUGACUCAGCCUUCCAGCUCCCCUCACCACUCCGCCUGAGAAGGCUGCUGGGGGGAGGGGAGGCUGAAGGUCAUCUGAAGGUCAUCCCGAGACCAGAGGAGCUAUUCAACCCCUGCAGCUGCAGCUCUCGUUAGCCCCUUCUUCUAGGCUGAGCUGCUUCUGCUAAGGAGCUGACCCUGAGCUGUCGCCCUAACUGAAAAGAAAAAACUGGCAGAUUGUCCUUGCUGCGGGGUGGGGGCCAUCCGUGGUUUUGCGCCUGGUGCACCUGCCAUAGAGAUGGGCAGUGGAUGUGCGGUACCAGGGCAACACCCCGGGGCUUUGGGCUCAGCACUGGCCAUGUCUUCCUGGUCAAUGUCCCUGCCACUCCUGUGAGCCACACUGAGCAGGGUGAGGGUCUGAGACAAGGGUCUGAGCUCACCUGAGAGGGGUGGGUCAGGGGGAAUAGGGGCUGGGGACCUGGUCCCAAGGUUGCCUGUGCUGGCCUCAGCAGGGGGGGCCCUGUCCCUUGCCCCAACCACGCUGUCUGCCUGCUCAGGCUGGCUGUCCUGGGCUGUGCAUGGGCGCCAUCUCAUGGCCACAGGCCCUCAGAGCAGGAAGACACCUCUGCAGGUGGCUGGGACUGAGAUGCAUGUCCACCCCCAGGAAGCCCUCGAAGCUGCUCCCAUUCCUGGUAAGGACGGUGACCCUCCCUGGCAGAAGUGGCCGUGGGAGGUCAUUUUGAGGACCCAGAGAAGGGCUGGCUGCUGAAGGCCAGGCCACCUUGCCCUCCUGGGCCCCAGCACAGGGCUAAUUCAGACCAGGAGGUCUGUGCUCCCAGCUGGCACAAGUGACUUCCCAGCACAGACCUGAAUAAACAGUAGGUGCUCAAUGCGUGCAUAACUGAUCAAGUGUUUAUCAGGCAGCCCCAACCUGAGUUUUCUCCGUUUGGUCCAAAGUUGUGGCUCCUGCUUGCUUCCUCAAUCCCCUUGCCUAUAAAAUGGGUUUGGAAGGAGAUGGGUGCCGGGAUGGGCACCUCGGCUCUGACACUCUGGGGCUCCUCACAGGGUAAAAGAGUUCUUGCUCCUGUGUGCCAGUCCCAUCUCUCAACUCGCUGGUGUUCCGGGUGACAUGUUUGCUGGGGAGGCUCAGAGAGGAGAGGAGCUUGUCCCGAGUAGCCCAGGAGCCCAGGCCUCAGUCUCCCAGGGCCGUGUGCUUCCCCUGCACCACCCUGACCCGCUGCAGCAAAGCCCACCUCCCCCAGGUCGCCCUCCUUGAUUGCCAGCCUCCACCCUCGAGCUGGCCUCCCUGGGAGAGCGGGGAGCCGCCUCUCCUGCUCUGGAGGCCUGGCCAUGGUGGCAAGGCUGGGGGGCACUCAGGAUCCCACCCCAGUGAGCUCUCAGGGACUUCACUGUAUCCCCACUGCCCACCCCUGUCACUCAUGGGCCCCCAGCCUGCUGUGUGGAAGGGGCACUGUGGGGGCGAGGCAGGAGCUGAUGUCACACAGGGGGAACUCAACAGGUGCUUGUGGAGCAGGGGGAGCAUACUGAGGAGGGCAGGGGAGGGGGCUGCGUGAGCGGGCACUGAGUGGCCAGCGCGUGGAGGGAGGGGAGAGGGACAUGGCAGCCACUCACGGAGGGUGGGAGGGAGACUGCCUGGCUGUUACAGCUGAGGUGGGGACAAGAAGUCUUUAAUCAAACACCUGCCCAUUUGACAGAUGAGAAGACAGGGAGGGCUGAGGAGAAAGAGCUGCUGGGUCCAUGGCUCUGACCCCCACCGCCCUCCCCGCCGUGCUGGGGCAGGUUCCGGGAAAGCGGGGGCUAUUUCAGUCAUUGAGGGCCCUGCCAGGAAACAGAGGAAGCCAGCGCCUGUCGGAGCUGGCCUGCACAGCCAGGCUGAGGGUGAGAGCCACAGGUCUGCAUCCCUUCGCCGGAGCACAUGUGAGACGUGGCUGCGUAUGACAAGACUGCAGCCAAAAGAAGGACCGUGGCCUGGGAAGGUGGAAGAGUUGGACCCCAUCCUCAGAGAGUGCACGAUGUAGAUGCCCAGGCAGGCAGCCAUGGCGGGGGACAACGGCACCGUGCAGGUCCUGGGCUCACCGCCCACCACCUGUGUCUACCGCGAGGACUUCAAGCGCCUGCUGCUGCCACCGGUGUACUCGAUGGUGCUGGCGGCCGGCCUGCCGCUGAACGCCUGCGUCAUCGCCCAGCUCUGCGCGUCCCGCCGGGCGCUGACCCGCACCGCCGUGUACACCCUCAAUCUGGCCCUGGCCGACCUGCUGUACGCCUGCUCUCUGCCCCUGCUGAUCUACAACUACGCCCGCGGGGACCACUGGCCCUUCGGCGACCUCGCCUGCCGCCUCGUGCGCUUCCUCUUCUACGCCAACCUGCACGGCAGCAUCCUCUUCCUCACCUGCAUCAGCUUCCAGCGUUACCUGGGCAUCUGCCACCCGCUGGCCCCCUGGCACAAGCGUGGGGGCCGGCGGGCCGCCUGGCUGGUGUGUGGCGCCAUCUGGCUGGCUGUGACAGCCCAGUGCCUGCCCACCGCCAUCUUCGCCGCCACAGGCAUCCAGCGGAACCGCACCGUCUGCUACGACCUGAGUCCACCCGCCCUGGCCGCCCACUACCUGCCCUACGGCAUGGCCCUCACGGUCAUUGGCUUCCUGCUGCCCUUUGCCGCCCUGCUGGCCUGCUACUGUCGCCUGGCCCAGCGCCUGUGCCGCCAGGACGGCCCAGCAGGGCCCGUGGCCCAGGAGCGGCGUGACAAGGCGGCCCGCAUGGCCGUGGUGGUGGCGGCUGCCUUUGCCAUCAGCUUCCUGCCUUUCCACAUCACCAAGACAGCCUACCUGGCAGUGCGCUCUGUGCCGGGUGUGCCGUGCCCGGUGCUGGAGGCCUUUGCUGCCGCCUACAAGGGCACGCGCCCCUUCGCCAGCGCCAACAGCGUGCUGGACCCCAUCCUCUUCUACUUCACCCAGAAGAAGUUCCGCCGGCGGCCACAGGAGCUACUCCUGAAACUCAGGGCCAAGUGGCAGAGGCAGGGCCGUGGAGUCCACUAGGACGGGACACUGGGGGCCUGGGCACCCGUCCUGUGUGGUGCUGUGGCUAGGGUGCCAGGAGCCCCAGCAAGCCAAAGCCUGCUGAGAGUUAGAGCUCAGCCCAGCUGGGCACGGAGGAGGGUCCCUCACAGGCCCCAGAUCGUACCAGCAAGUAUUUAUUGAAGCUUUUCCCUGGAGGCGGACAGGGCUUGGUCUGGGCCUGGGCCUGGCCCCCGAGAAGCUCGGAGCAGCCACAGAGAGCUGGAGAACUGUGAAACUGUGGUGAGGCCAGUCCUGUGACCAGGCCUGUGCUACAGGCCCCCGGGGCACCGGUGCACGGUGAAAGGGGAGCUUCUGGAAAGCGCAUGCGAGCCAGGUUUGGAGGGGUGAAUAUAUGCUCUCCAUCCAUUCAGCAAAACCCAACUGACAGCUUG
This is a messenger RNA of Oryctolagus cuniculus (rabbit), 4690 nucleotides long. Lineage: Eukaryota; Metazoa; Chordata; Mammalia; Lagomorpha; Leporidae. The record is from RefSeq and is a predicted model, not a curated record.